AAACUUUUGCCGUUCGAGUGAGAGUUUUGUGAACGCUUUAAUUCUCAAGAAUAUAUUGAAUACUUUGAAAAUCCAUCAACACUGAUAAUCGUGAAGUUAAUUGCUUCAAAUAGAAUAUCAUUAAAACUAACUGUUGCAUAGCAAACUAUUGUGAUAAGCACGUCAUACCUUUUAUUAUCAAAUCAUUUGUUCAGUGUCAAACCGAUAGGUGCUAACUUCUUUGAUCCUCAAGCAGAAACUCGUUUUUAUGACGCGGAAAAUGAGGAAGUCUCCCAUUGUCAUCAAUUUGGUUGUUACUAUUACCAUAGCUGUUUGUGUAACGGAUGAAAAGUUCUUGGAGGGUUUGAGACACAGUUUCAAUUUUUUCGAUGUGAAUAACGAUGGUUAUAUAUCUAAAAAAGACGUUGAAGACUUUUUCGAUGACAGAUCAAAAACAAGCGCUUUGGGAAUGUCAACUAAGGAUUUGAAUUUGAUGAAGGCUGGAUUGCUUGGAACUAUCAAAGAAUGUGGUGGUGAAAGAAUUAACUGGGAACAAUAUGUGAAGUUUAACACCAAGGGUGGUGAUUCAAGUUUUACUAUGGAAGUAGUUACACACGUGCAAGGAAGAGAACCAGUAACUGUCGAAAAGAUGGCAGAAUUGUGGAACGUGGAUAAAGAGAGACUCAUGAGAUACUUGAAAAAAGGAAGCUUACAAGAUCUGGUCUCAGCUGAAGAAGUUCUUCAUUACCUGAACAACAAUGAGUGAGGUAUACCGCUUGAAAAUUGAAGAUGAUUUUCAACAGGGAUGUUUUCUCAAUAAUAUUAUUGCUUGAAUUCAAUAGAUUGUGAAUAACCUUCUGAAUAAAUGAAUUAUGAAAACUCAAACAAA
Messenger RNA from Nilaparvata lugens (brown planthopper), 868 nucleotides. RefSeq lists its product as uncharacterized. The coding region runs from base 248 to 745 and encodes 165 amino acids. The transcript is spliced from 7 exons. Gene Ontology annotation, molecular function: calcium ion binding. The record is from RefSeq and is a predicted model, not a curated record. NCBI's taxonomy places the organism in Eukaryota, Metazoa, Arthropoda, Insecta, Hemiptera, Delphacidae.